Molecule: messenger RNA, 297 nt
Organism: Staurois parvus
Lineage: Eukaryota; Metazoa; Chordata; Amphibia; Anura; Ranidae
Source: the annotation of a GenBank genome assembly
UGACAUCCUACCAUUCUCACUAAGUGCCACCUGUCAGUGCUCAUCAGUGUCAGUGCCCAUCAGUGCCACGUGCCAGUGCCCAUCAGUGCCACAUCAAUGCCACAUAUCAGUGCAUACCAGUGCACAUCAAUGCCACAUGUCAGUGCCCAUCUGAGCUGCCUUUCAAUGUCACCCAUCAGUGCCAGUCAGUGCCACCUAUCAAUGCCAAUCAGUGCCACCUAUCAGUGCUGCCAAUCAGUGCCACCUAUAAGUGCCAGUCAGUGUCGCCUAUCAGUGCCAGUCAGUGCUGCCUAUCAG